Messenger RNA from Lotus japonicus, 1388 nucleotides. RefSeq names its product GDSL esterase/lipase At1g09390-like. NCBI's taxonomy places the organism in Eukaryota, Viridiplantae, Streptophyta, Magnoliopsida, Fabales, Fabaceae. The transcript has 5 exons. Gene Ontology annotation, molecular function: hydrolase activity, acting on ester bonds. Gene Ontology annotation, cellular component: chloroplast stroma. The coding region runs from base 134 to 1231 and encodes 365 amino acids. The record is from RefSeq and is a predicted model, not a curated record.
UAUAUGGACAGUCAUUCAUUGAUAUACAGUUUACCAGAGCUGAGUAAAAAUGAAGUGAAGUAUCAAAGUAUAAAAAAGGAUCAGUGGUAGGAAGCAAGUGGUAGAAGCAGAAAAUCCAAACCGACACUACAGUAUGAGUUCAGCACUAGCAUUUUCACUGCAUCUACUAUUUCUAUUUCUAUGGAUUACUUCUUCUUCAGCGGCGGUGAUGAUGAGUAAAUGCGAUGUGCCUGCAGUGCUGUUUGUGUUCGGAGAUUCCAACUCGGACACGGGUGGACUCACCUCCGGACUCGGUUUCCCCAUCAAUCUCCCCAACGGCCGCACUUUCUUUCACAGAUCCACUGGUCGCUUGUCUGAUGGUCGCCUCGUCAUAGAUCUUCUCUGCCAAAGUUUGAAUACAAGAUUUUUGACCCCGUACUUGGACUCAUUGUCUGGGUCCUCAUUCACAAAUGGAGCUAACUUCGCAGUGGUGGGGUCCUCUACCCUCCCUAAAUAUGUUCCUUUCUCUUUGAAUAUACAGGUUAUGCAGUUCCUGCAUUUUAAAGCUCGUACCCUUGAACUUGUUUCCGCAGGUGCAAAAAAUGUGAUCAAUGAUGAAGGCUUCCGGGCUGCACUCUACUUGAUUGAUAUCGGUCAAAACGACCUUGCUGAUUCGUUUGCAAAAAAUCUCACAUAUGUACAAGUCAUCAAGAAGAUCCCAACUGUUAUCACUGAAAUUGAAAAUGCUGUUAAGAGUUUGUACAACGAAGGCGCCAGAAAAUUUUGGGUUCAUAAUACAGGACCUUUGGGCUGUCUUCCUAAAAUACUUGCACUGGCUCAGAAGAAGGAUCUGGAUUUAUUUGGAUGUCUUUCCAGUUAUAACUCUGCUGCAAGAUUGUUUAAUGAAGCGCUGUAUCAUUCGAGUCAGAAACUUAGAACUCGAUUGAAGGAUGCUACUUUAGUCUAUGUUGAUAUUUACGCCAUUAAGCAUGACCUCAUUGCAAAUGCCACCAAAUAUGGUUUCUCCAAUCCUUUGACGGUGUGCUGCGGCUUUGGAGGGCCUCCGUACAAUUUUGACUUGAGGGUGACAUGCGGUCAACCUGGUUAUCAGGUUUGUGAUGAAGGAUCUCGGUAUGUGAAUUGGGAUGGAACCCAUCAUACAGAAGCUGCAAAUACAUUCAUAGCUUCUAAGAUACUUUCCACUGAUUAUUCCACACCACGGACACCUUUUGAAUUCUUCUGCCACCGCUGAUUACGCACAUUCACAGUGUGCAGAACGGUUAGUUCAUUACUUGCAGUGUUGCUAAGUUAGCCAUCUAUGUACUUCUUCAAGAACAAGAUAUGUAUUUUAGUGAAGAACUUACAAUCAUGGUUAUUUGGAAGCAAAAACUAAAGGAACAAUUUACUAA